CCAGACCCAGAGUCGUUAUCGGCCAUGGAGCCGCCAGCCCCACGGCACCCACUCCCUGGCCACCAGCGCCCCCAGGCACCGUGGCUCCUUCAGCCAUUCGUCCUCACCGAAAACUUCUACCCUGCAGGUUUGCCUAACCCCAGGCCGGAGCACCCCUUCCAGGCACCCCCUGCUGUGGUGGCACCUGGUACACCCCGGGCCCCCCCCCCAGGUUUCCAGAUGGCUCCGUGCGGCUGCUUCUUUGACCCCCGUGUCUUCCACAUAGAGUGGACCACAACCAACCUCCCUUCGCCAGCCACCUUCACGCUCGUUGGAUCUGCUUCACUGCCUGGCACUGCUCCACAGGGUCCCCAGAGCUGCACACCCCCCCCAGCCUGGGUGCCCCCCCUGCUCUUCAUGCCCUAUGACCCUCAGGGGAGAGUGGCAGCCCCUGCCCCCCCAAGUCUGCCACCAUCCCUCCCCAGGUUCCAGCACCUGGAGGGGAAGCUCCAGCAGAUGAAAUUCUCCAGCACAGCUGACCCCACAGGGGUACCCAUGGGUGGGGGCAUCCUCCUGGGCAGCGAUGUCCCCAAGGACAGCAGCAUCCCCCUGAAUGGUGGCAAUGCAGCCCUGGGCAAAUCUGUCAUUCCUGAUACCCAAGCAAUGGGGGAUGCCCCGGAGAGCCCAAGCACGUCACUGCCCGAGGAGGUGCUGCUGGAGGAGGCCAUGAGGCUCUUUGACUGUUCCCUGGGGGCAGGGGAGGGCAGCCAGGACAGUCCCAGCAGCGUUCCCAUACCCGAGGAGCCCAGUGACACCAACAGCUCCAACCCCUGCUACGACAUCAGCUCACUCUGGCUGCCCGAGGAGAUGCUUUCCUCUGACUACAGCAUCCCCGAGGCCUCCAAUGCCAUCCUGAGCAUGGAGCACCUUGAGGAGAUCAGGCUGAACCCAGAGGAGCUGCAGUAUGACCUGCCAUUACUGCUGUCACCACAGGACAACACAUUUCAUCCCAAAACCAGGCUGGAAAAGCGAGGGAAAAAACGGCAGAACAGAUCAUUGCCAAAAAAAGGCAGCAAGCGCAAAGCCUCCGCAGCCAGCGCUGGGGUGGAAGGGCAGCACUAGACCCAUUGUAGGGGUGGGAGGG
Molecule: messenger RNA, 1123 nt
Organism: Oxyura jamaicensis (ruddy duck)
Lineage: Eukaryota; Metazoa; Chordata; Aves; Anseriformes; Anatidae
Gene: PRR22
Product: proline rich 22
Source: RefSeq, a predicted model, not a curated record